CACAUCCUGCGCCACCAACAGCAGCCCACCCUUCACCAGGAAUGAAAGCCGCAGCCAGAUCUAUAGGGGGAACUACACCUUCUCCUCCUACUAUCAGCACUCGUCUCCAGUGGCCGCCAUGUUUAUUGUUGCCUACGUCUGUAUCUUCUUCGUGUGCAUGGUCGGCAACAUGCUGGUGUGCUUCAUAGUGCUGAAGAACCGGCAAAUGAGAACAGUCACCAACAUAUUCAUCCUCAACCUGGCUAUCAGUGAUGUCUUGGUGGGGAUCUUCUGCAUGCCGACCACCCUGGUGGACAACCUGAUUACAGGUUGGCCAUUUGACAUCAUCAUGUGUAAAAUGAGUGGCUUGGUGCAAGGGAUGUCUGUCUCCGCUUCCGUGUUCACCCUGGUCGCCAUUGCAGUGGAAAGGUUCCGCUGUAUUGUGUACCCAUUCAGGCAGAAGCUAACCCUAAGGAAAGCUCUGGUCACCAUCAUUAUAAUAUGGGUCUUAGCCUUAAUCAUCAUGUGCCCCUCUGCAGUCACCUUGACCGUCACCCGGGAUGAGUACCACUUCAUGCUAGAUGCCUACAACAAUUCCUACCCGCUCUACUCCUGCUGGGAGGCAUGGCCGGACAAGGAGAUGCGCAAGAUCUACACAACCGUUCUUUUCUCUCACAUUUACCUGGCCCCUCUCACCUCGAUUGUGAUUAUGUACGCUCGGAUUGCCUUCAAACUCUUCAAGUCAUCCGCAAGCAUUAGAGUCUCUCAGUUGGAGGAGAACGAGGGAAGGAGAGUGUCCAAGAGGAAAAUCAGAGUUAUCAACAUGUUGAUCAUUGUGGCGUUGUUCUUCACCCUCUCUUGGCUGCCCCUCUGGACUUUAAUGCUGCUGACAGACUACGGGAACCUCACCGAGAAUCAACUCAACCUCGUCACGGUUUAUUUUUUCCCCUUUGCCCAUUGGCUGGCUUUCUUUAACAGUAGCAUCAACCCAAUCAUCUAUGGGUACUUCAAUGAGAACUUCCGGAGAGGAUUCCAGGAGGCCUUCCAAGUCCAGCUCUGCUCCAUGGAAACAGAACACAAAAACACCUAUUCUGACAGGACCAACAGUGGGUUCCUUUUUGGGGUACGCAAUCGGAUUUUUGUCGAAGUUCAAGGCAGUGACUCAGCACAGCCCUCUGAGUCUGGUCAGAGUAGUCUUUUGAGAACAGGGCUGUAUCCUGCAAGGAAUGGAAGGGUAGCUCACCAUGGUCUGAUGGUGGAGGACUUUGACAGCAAAAGUUGCUCCCCCAAAACUGUCAGUAUCCCAGCUUGGGAUAUCUAAGGAUAUUUGAGGUGCUGAUGGAUUGAUUAUACAAUACAUCACUACAUUACUUUCACAGCAUGUGAACCAAAUCCAUUUCCAGUAAGCUUUUCAAGACCAAAACCCAUUGUCGGUGUUGAUAUCUAAGUGAAAGGACUUGACAUUUGUGGAACUUCCUCUUCUUAUCCUGGUUUUUGAUACUUCGGUAUGACACGCACCAGUUUUUAUGAAGCGCUGCAAUUUAUAAAUGCUUAUUCCUCCCCUUAGAACCUUGUAUAUAUUCCAAAUGAGGUGUUGGGAUUCAGGCCUGUAUUUAAAGAGGAACCAGACAGAACAAUUAUUCUGAACUAGAUUUCUAAAUAGAAGCGCAGUUGGCUGUGACUGGUCAGCAACCUCAUCUGUUGGAGACUGCUUAUUGUGCUACCUCAAUAAUAAAAGCAAGGUAAGAGUGAGAAGUGAGAGGAAGAAAAGCCUCUAUUCAGGAAACAGGAAGAUACAUUAUUUAGAGCACACACACACAUGCAGACCGUUCACUUACUCUACAUCAGCCCCAUAACUGAUCCAUUAACUUUUGUGAGACUGCCCUAGAAUGAUUAAAAUGUUACUGUUGUGUCACGGUUGCUGC
Molecule: messenger RNA, 1904 nt
Organism: Lacerta agilis (Sand lizard)
Lineage: Eukaryota; Metazoa; Chordata; Lepidosauria; Squamata; Lacertidae
Gene: NPFFR1
Product: neuropeptide FF receptor 1
Exons: 3
Coding region: 119-1300 (393 amino acids)
Biological process (GO): G protein-coupled receptor signaling pathway
Cellular component (GO): membrane
Molecular function (GO): peptide binding; neuropeptide receptor activity
Source: RefSeq, a predicted model, not a curated record